Messenger RNA from Oppiella nova, 288 nucleotides. The record is from the annotation of a GenBank genome assembly. NCBI's taxonomy places the organism in Eukaryota, Metazoa, Arthropoda, Arachnida, Sarcoptiformes, Oppiidae.
AUGUACAUAAACUUCAAAUCAAAGACAAAACUAUCGAUCGCUGUGUGUGUGAGGCUACUUCAAAUAUUACCCCUUCCGUGGUUUCUCUAUACGUUGAUUUUCGGCACCGUUACCGUCAACUCCAAGGGAAUGAUAUGUUCAGUGAUUCUACUCUUUCUAAUGUUAAUGUUUGUUAUUCUGACGAUUGCUUUAUUCAAAUGGAGCCUCAAUAUAGGAAUGGCUAUUGUUAUGUUUAUUCUAUAUAGCUUUGAGACCAUUGAAUACAAUACUGAAUAUAUAAAGCAAUAA